AUGGGGGGUGGGGGGCACGCAGGGCUCACCCCCCCCUCUCUCUCCUCCCCCCCCCAGGGCCCUUUGCAUUCCCCGUUGGACUCCACGCGCAGCACCCGGCAUCACGGCCUGGUGGAGCGGGUGCAGCGGGACCCCCGUCGUAUGAUGUCCCCCCUCCGCCGAUACGUCCGACAGAUCGACAGCUCGCCCUACGGACCCACCUACCUGUCGCCUCCCCCCGAGCCCAGCUGGAGGAGGACCAUGCCCUGGAGCAACUUCCCUAUGGAGAAAGGACAUUUAUUUAGGCUUCCAUCGGCUCUCAACAGGUUUAUUUCUUGGUGUCUCUUGUUGUUCCCCACAGGCCUUCCCUCUCCUAUGCAGAGCUCCCUGAGUAACCCCAACCUGCAGGCCUCCCUGCGCAGCCCCUCGCUCCAGUCCUCCCUCUCCAACCCUUCCCUCCCCUCCUCCCAGAGCAGCUCCUCCAUCCCCUCCUCCCUCUCCAACCAGUCCCUGCCUUCCUCCCUCUCCUCCUCCCUCUCCAACCCUUCCCUCCCCACCUCCCCCCGCAGCCAGCCCCUCCAGUCUUCCCCCAGUAAUCCCAGUUUGCCCUCCGGCCUGAGCGCCUCCUCCUACGCCCCGCUGGUGCCGGCCUGCACCUCGGCCUGCACCUCGCCGCGCCGACGGGUCCCGCUCAGCCCCCUCACCCUCCCGAUGGGCGCUGGCGACACCUCCAGAAGGCAGCACCCCAAACAGUUCUCACCAACAAUGUCACCCACAUUGUCCUCCAUCACCCAGGUAUGCAUGGACCCAUCGUGUCCCCCCCGCCGCCCCCACAGAUCGGCCCACGCACACCCCUGACCCACGCCGGGGGGCUCCCCGUCCUUUUCCUCCCCGUCCUUUUCCUCCCCGUCCUUUUCCUCCCCGUCCU
Molecule: messenger RNA, 907 nt
Organism: Calidris pugnax (ruff)
Lineage: Eukaryota; Metazoa; Chordata; Aves; Charadriiformes; Scolopacidae
Product: CREB-regulated transcription coactivator 2-like
Exons: 5
Coding region: 1-837 (278 amino acids)
Biological process (GO): positive regulation of transcription by RNA polymerase II
Cellular component (GO): cytoplasm; nucleus
Molecular function (GO): cAMP response element binding protein binding
Source: RefSeq, a predicted model, not a curated record